Molecule: messenger RNA, 1317 nt
Organism: Microthlaspi erraticum
Lineage: Eukaryota; Viridiplantae; Streptophyta; Magnoliopsida; Brassicales; Brassicaceae
Source: the annotation of a GenBank genome assembly
AUGGGUUGUGCGAGCUCGAAACACCACCGCAAGCGUUGCGUUCAUUGCCGGCGAGGAUAUUCUCCGGUGGACAUGCCGCCGCGAAGCCAAUCGGUGCACCACCCACCCCAACACUCUGAAGACAGCUGCCACAUGGUCGCUCUCAGCUCCUCGAGCCUCGGAUCUCUCAAGCUCUGCGACUCCUCUUUCGGGCAUAACCACAAACACUUGGCAGACUUCACCGGGAAGCUCACCGCCGCCAACGAAUCUGAAGAUAAGCAAGUCCCCGGAAAUGGGUUCGGUCACAGAGCGAGGCCAGACAACGAGAAACUGAAUUUGGAAAUGCAGGCGAAGCUUAUGGAAGCUAAAGUAUGGUCAAGCAUGAUGAACGACAAAAUCCCCAAAAUUGUGCCGAAAACUCCGAUCUUGACGCCGCCGGGAGAGCCGGAGACGAUCAAUACAUGGGAAAUGAUGGAUGGGCUUGAAGAUAUGGUUAGUCCUCUUCGAUCACCGAAUCACGUUAGGAGCUUCUCGUUUGAUGUCUCUCGCAACAAUGGUGGCGAUUGCGAACGUCCAAAGUCGAACGUGAAGCCGGUGUGGCUUCAGAUGGAGGAAGAAGGGCUUGAUUCGAGCUGCAGAUUCAAAGAUUUCGAUCCUGAGAUCAUCUCCUCGUUCAGGAAAUCGCUCCAGGAGCUUCCUUCUGAUCAUCCUUUUCACAUCUCGAUUCAUGAUUUGAAACUGAAUCCACAAUUCAGUCUCUCUGAAGGAGAGGAGGAAGAGGAAGAAAAGGAGGAGACUUUGGGUGAGAAUGUUGGGAAAGAGAAAGUGAUACUCUACUUCACUAGCCUUAGAGGUAUAAGGAAGACGUAUGAAGAAAGCUGCGAUGUGAGAGUUAUACUGAAAAGCCUCGGGAUUCGAGUGGAUGAGCGAGAUGUGUCGAUGCAUUCGGGUUUUAAGGAGGAGAUCAAGGAGCUGCUAGGGGAUAGAUUCAACGAUGGUGUUGGGAUCAGUUUACCUAGAGUUUUCUUGGGGAGGAAGUAUCUGGGAGGAGCAGAGGAGAUUCGGAAGUUGAAUGAGGAUGGGAAGCUGGAGAAGCUUCUAGAAGGGUGUGAGAGGGUGGAAGAAAAGAAAAACGGGAAUGGGCAAGAGUGUGAGGGUUGUGGAGAUGUAAGGUUUGUGCCGUGUGAGACAUGUUCAGGGAGCUGCAAAGUGUACUAUGAAGAAGAAGAUGAUGAUGAUGAUGAUGAAAGUGGAAAGGAAGAAAGAGAGUUUGGGUUUCAAACAUGUCCUGAUUGUAAUGAGAAUGGACUCAUUAGAUGCCCUCUUUGUUGUGAUUAG